UUCCUUUCAGAUUUCAAUAAGGAGAAGAAAGCUAGGUAGAAGAAAGUAAAAAUUAACUAAUCCAGUAUUAUUGGUUUCUUGCAAAAGUAUCCAAAGAUUUUUUAUUUUAUUUUAAUCCAGUGGAUGACGUGGACCAAUCAGCUUCGAGAUUCCCAACCUACCAGUACCAGCUUCAGAGACUUCACUCAGUCCCUCCCUCCCUUCUUCUUCUCCUCCAAUUUCUCAGCAACCAAACACUCCUGUCUCUCCCCACUGACCGCAACCAUGGCAGCCGCCGCAGCAAUCUUCCUCUUCCUCCUAAUCUCCUCCGCCGCCGCGGCGCCAGAACCCCGCCCCCAAACCUUCAUCGUCCACGUGUCCCAAUCCCACAAGCCGGCCCUCUUCUCCUCCCACCGCGACUGGUACGCCUCCAUCCUCCCCCACCCUUCCGCCCUCCUCUACACCUACUCCCACGCCGCCGCCGGCUUCUCCGCCUCCCUCACCGCCGACCAAGCCUCCCGCCUCCUCCGCACCCCGGGGAUCCUCUCCGUCGUCCCCGACCAGAUCCGCCACCUCCACACCACCCACACCCCUUCCUUCCUCGGCCUCUCCCCCUCCUCCCCACUCUCCCUCAACUCCGCCAACGGCGACGGCGUCAUCAUCGGCGUCCUCGACACCGGGAUCUGGCCCCUCCACCCCAGCUUCGACGACGCCGCCUUCCCCGCCGCCGCCGACAAAAUCCCUGCCAAGUGGCGCGGAGUCUGCGAGUCCGGCAAGGAUUUCCCUGCCGCUGCUUGUAAUCGAAAGCUGAUCGGAGCCAGAGCAUUUUACAAAGGAUACGAGAGCUACAGGGGAAGGCCGAUCGACGAGACGAAGGAAUCGAAAUCUCCGAAAGAUACGGAAGGGCACGGCACCCACACGGCGUCGACGGCCGGCGGAUCCGUCGUGACGAACGCCAGCCUGUUCGGCUACGCCGCCGGCGACGCGCGGGGGCUGGCGCCGAGCGCGUGGGUCGCCGCCUACAAGAUCUGCUGGUCGCCGGGAUGCUUCGAUUCCGACAUCCUCGCCGCGUUUGACCAGGCCGUUGACGACGGGGUCGACGUCAUCUCCCUCUCCGUCGGAGGAAGCUACCCGCCUCCAUACGACAGCGAUUCGAUCGCCAUCGGAGCUUUCGCGGCUGCGAAAAAAGGGAUCGUCGUCUCCUGCUCGGCGGGGAAUUCCGGGCCAGGAGCUUACACGGCGACGAACAUCGCUCCGUGGAUCUUGACCGUCGGCGCGUCUACCGUUGACCGUGAUUUCCCUGCCGAUGUUGUGCUCGGAGAUGGAAGCGUGCACCGCGGAGUUUCGCUUUACGGUGGGGAUGGUCUGCCGGAGGGGGAACUUUUGCCUCUGGUUUACAGCGCCGAUUGCGGGAGCAGGUACUGCUAUUCCGGCAACCUCGACCCGGCGAAGGUGAAAGGCAAGAUCGUGCUCUGCGAUCGCGGCGGGAACGCGAGGGUCGAGAAAGGAGCGUCGGUGAAGCUCGCCGGCGGUGCUGGGAUGAUAAUGGCGAACACUGAUUUAGAAGGAGACGAGCUUCUCGCCGACGCUCAUCUCAUUCCCGCCACCAUGGUGGGAGCGACGGAAGGGGACAAAAUCCGCGCCUACAUUCAAUCCGCCGCAUCUCCCUCUGCCACCAUCCAAUUCAGGGGAACUGUGAUCGGAGAAGACACCCCGCCUGCUCCUAAAGUGGCAUCGUUUUCCAGCCGGGGACCGAACAGGGUCACGCCGGAGAUCCUCAAACCGGAUGUCAUCGCUCCCGGCGUCAACAUUUUGGCUGGCUGGACCGGCGCCGCUGCACCAUCGGACUUGGAAAUUGAUCCCAGAAGAGUUACAUUCAACAUCAUUUCAGGUACUUCAAUGUCCUGCCCACAUGUUAGCGGCCUAGCCGCAUUGCUCAAGGGAGCACACCCCGAUUGGUCUCCGGCAGCAAUUAAAUCGGCUAUGAUCACGACGGCGACAACAUUCGACAACUCCGGGGAGAACAUCAACGAUCUGGCCACUGGCAAAGGGACGACUCCGUUUGUUUACGGUGCAGGGCAUGUUGUUCCUAAUGCCGCUGUGAGCCCGGGGCUGGUUUACGACCUCAACACGACAGACUACGUCUCGUUCCUCUGCUCGAGCGGGUACAGUGCCUCGAGGAUCGCGGUGAUCUUCGGCGAGCCCAUUGCGUCGGACGUCUGCGAGCAUGCACCGGCGCUGACCGCCGGUCCGGGGGACCUGAACUACCCGUCGUUCUCCGUGGUGUUCAAGCCCAAAUCGGAUGUGGUCACGUACAAGAGGGUGGUGAAGAAUGUUGGGAGCUCGGUGGAUGCGGUCUACGAGAUCAAAGUGAAUGCUCCGGUGAACGUGGAUGUCCAGGUCUCGCCCACGAAGCUCGUGUUUAGCAAGGAGAGCUCGUCUUUGGCGUAUGAGAUUACGUUCUCGAGCUCUGUUGUGGGUUUCGAUAAUGGUGCUGCGAGUCAGAGCUUCGGGUUCGUGGAGUGGAGCGAUGGAGUGCAUAAGGUGAGGAGUCCUAUUGCUGUGCAAUGGAGGCAGGGAGGUUCUGUGGAGUCUAUUUGAAGGGGCAUGCCAUUAUCUAUCAUCAAGGUUUUUUGCUUUAGGUUUCUGCCUGGUGCAGUGGUUGGAUUAUAAUAGGACGCUUUCUUUUUUUUUUGCUUGUCCUACGUCGGUGGAUUAAUUGCCUCUGGUUUUCUCCAUUGAUUGUGGAGGAAAGAAUGUACAUAUGUACCAUCUCAAACUCGAUGUUGUGGAUCAUAUGAUGCUAACUCUACGGGGUUUAGCAAGCUUGGUUGAGAAUGAAAUUGCAACAAAUUAACUCCACAGACUUUCAUCCUCUGUUAUUCUAACGGGAUCUAAUGUUAGACUGAAAAAGUUAGUGGUUAAUCGUUAUGAAACUAUUAGUUAAC
Messenger RNA from Linum tenue, 2927 nucleotides. The record is from the annotation of a GenBank genome assembly. NCBI's taxonomy places the organism in Eukaryota, Viridiplantae, Streptophyta, Magnoliopsida, Malpighiales, Linaceae.